This is a messenger RNA of Didymodactylos carnosus, 768 nucleotides long. Lineage: Eukaryota; Metazoa; Rotifera; Eurotatoria; Philodinida; Philodinidae. The record is from the annotation of a GenBank genome assembly.
AUGUCAAUGAAUUCGAUCUGUUCAGCUGCCACAGCCUGCUCAGUCAAGCUCUACAUUACAAACUCCUACCGUUAUCCAGGUCAAGUGCUCUCAGGACAAGUUGUUGCAGCAGCUGGAAAUAGUAAUCAUAAAAUUGGACAUGCAAUUGAUAUAAAUGUACAGUACAAUGGUAAUUCUAUCUGCAACAGUAAAUGUUUGGCAGCUACAUCGUCUCUCCCAAGUUCAGUUCAAUGUUUUAUCUCAAAAAUCCGUUCAACAUCUGGUUUGAGAUAUGGCGGUGAUAUUACACCAAUAGAUGUUGUUCACAUUGACGACAAUUUUAAUAACAAUUCACCUGCGCAGUAUCAACAAUUGUACACUCAGAUUGCGACAAACUGUGGGAAUGGUAGUGCGCCUACGACAACACGAGCUGCAAUAACUGCAAAACCUCCGGUUACACAGCGACCACCACAAACACAAAAAUCCUCAAGUGGAAGUGGCAGUGGAGGAGGAAGUCAAACCAAACCAUCAAAUUCAGGUAGUGGUACAACUGGUACUCCCAAGUAUGAUGGAGAUUCAACGACAACGCCAGGAGAUGACGACGGAGACACAACAACAUCACCAUCGUAUGAUGAAUACGAUACAGACACACCGUCAACAGACUCAGACUACGAUCCGACAGAUUCAGUCACAGAUGCUCCUGUCACCGAUGAUCUAGUACAUCUUCUAAACUUUUCUGAAAGACUCUUCUUAGAGCCUUUUUCAAAUACAUCAUCAUUUGAAAAAUAA